Pangasianodon hypophthalmus (striped catfish) is the source of this 2181-nucleotide messenger RNA. It is a transcript of the gene atg4a, whose product is annotated as autophagy related 4A, cysteine peptidase. The record is from RefSeq and is a predicted model, not a curated record. The transcript is spliced from 13 exons. Bases 118 to 1383 code for a protein of 421 amino acids. NCBI's taxonomy places the organism in Eukaryota, Metazoa, Chordata, Actinopteri, Siluriformes, Pangasiidae. Gene Ontology annotation, molecular function: protein-phosphatidylethanolamide deconjugating activity.
AUUUGUAGUUUCAUUGUCCCUUUUUGACACAAGGAAAACAAGAAAUGAACAUUAUCACCCACAAUUCCGUGCUUUUGUAUUUGUAUCGUUGACUUUAAACACCGAUGACAGCUCAGGAUGGAGGCAGUUUUAGCCAAGUAUGAAAACCAGAUCAACGUUUUCUCUGAAUUCCUAGAAGAUUUACCAGACACUGAAGAGCCAGUGUGGAUUUUAGGAGAAUCUUAUAAUGUUAAAACAGAAAAGUCAGCGCUUCUUUCAGAUGUGCGUUCGCGGCUGUGGUUCACGUACAGGAAAAAGUUCAGCCCCAUCGGAGGAACGGGUCCGUCGUCAGACGCAGGCUGGGGCUGCAUGCUGCGCUGUGGACAGAUGAUCCUGGCACAAGCCCUCAUCUGCAGCCAUCUGGGAAGAACAUGGCGGUGGGUGAGUGAGGGAAGUCAGCCGGCCGAGUACCAGCGCAUCCUCCACUGCUUUCUGGACAGAAAAGAUAGCUGUUAUUCGAUUCACCAGAUGGCUCAGAUGGGGGUGGGCGAGGGUAAAUCUGUUGGAGAGUGGUAUGGUCCGAACACAGUAGCACAAGUCCUCAGGAAACUCACACUGUUUGAUGAUUGGAGUUCGUUAACUGUGUACGUGUCAAUGGACAACACUGUAGUGAUCGAAGACAUCAAGAAGCAGUGUCAUCAGGAAGCGAGGCCCAGUCGGUGUAUCUGUGGCGGCGUAGAAGUUCCUCCAUCCGGCGAGUCGUCAUCAGGACACAAGCUGACAGACGACGCAGAGCAGCGCCAGGCUCCAUGCCCCGUCUCCCAUUCCCAACAGCAUUCCCAACAGCAUUCCCAGCAUUCCCUGGACUGGAGGCCUCUGCUGCUGCUGAUCCCACUCCGCAUGGGCAUCAACAACAUCAACCCCAUCUACAUCCAGGCCCUGAAAGAAUGUUUUAAGAUGCCGCAGUCUUGUGGAGUGCUUGGUGGAAAACCCAACCUGGCUUAUUACUUUAUUGGAUUUAUAGAUGAUGAGCUGAUUUAUCUGGACCCUCACACCACUCAGUCAGCUGUGGACUCGGAGACGGACCUCGCUGUGGAUGACCAGAGCUACCACUGCCAGAGGAGUCCUCAUCGCAUGAAGAUCACCAGCCUGGACCCUACUGUAGCACUGGGCUUUUUCUGUAGGAGUGAGGAGGACUUUGACAGCUGGUGUAAUCAGGUUCAGCAGGAAAUCCUGAAGAAGCGGAACUUGCGGAUGUUUGAGCUGGUGGAGAAGCAUCCGUCUCACUGGCCGCCGUUCGUUCCUCCGACUAAACCUGAGGUGCAGACCACAGGAGCAGAGUUCAUCGAGUCCACAGAUAAGCUGUUCGAGUCCGAGGAGGAGUUUGAGAUCCUGAAUGUGUGAGUUCCACACGUUUAACCUUCAUGCAAUCAGAGAAAGUUCAGGAUCGGGAUGAAGCGUCAGCUUUCUACUGAUCCACACCGCUCAAGUGCCUCAGAUCAACACCAAGCACAGCACCAAUACGCAAAAAAUAAAUAAAUAAAAAACAAUAAUACACCAGGACAUAAAGAGCAUGGAACGGUCAGACUUCUCGAGUGAAGGACUGAAUAUGGGGGAAAAAAAUGAGAAAAAGCCAAGGAUUACUGUAGCCACUAUGUCUGAUUUUAGCUCCAUGCAUAGUCAGACCUGUGUGUGUGUGCACGUGUGUGUGUGUUCACGUGUGUGUGCGUGUGUGUGUGUGUGUGCACGUGUGUGUGUGUGUGUGCGCGUGUGUGUGUGCACGUGUGUGUGUGUGUGCGUUUUUAUAAAACUGUUUGGAGAACUCUCUUGUUGCAUGAACUGCAUUGUACUGUAUCACAACAUCUCCUACUGCACAGGACCUGUGAGAGAACAAGCAUGGAGAUGAUCAUGUCUUUUUAAAAGCCACGGCCUCAAAACACACACACACACACACACACACACACACACACACACACUACCUCCUGAAUCCAGGAGCAGGAGUCAGAUAUGCAGAAAAAUUUUAUUCAGUGUUAUUUGAGGGAAAUGAUGAAAAGCCGUGUGUGAGCUGAAAGUGCCUCUUGGAAGGAUUCGGGUAAAUGUUUCUUUUCCCUCGUAAUCACAAAAGUUAAAUAAUAAACCCCUUCUUCUUAAACAAAUUGCACAUUCAUGUAAAUAUGCUUGAAAAUAAAGAUAUUUAAUGCA